AUGUGGGGUCCCGGCGAAUCUAAACUCGGCGCCGGAUCCGCAAGCCGAACGCUUCGGAAACUCGGCACGAGACCCCAAGCCAGGCCAAAACCUCCACCAUUGCCAAGACUCGACCUGUCACGCCAAUCAAAUUUGCAAUCCGCAAAGGCUCUAGGUUUUCAUCGUACCUUUGUGCCCCGUUCUAUCACCAUGUCCGGAGCCAGAGCCGUCGUCAAGACGCUGGAUCAUCUCGUUCUUACCUGCGCCAGCGUCCCAAAGACAGUCCAAUGGUACACCAAGUACCUCGGGAUGAAGGCAGAAACAUUCACGUCGCCGUUAGAUCCAUCCGUCCAGAGGCACGCACUGAAGUUCGGCACGCACAAGAUCAAUCUGCAUCAGCAGGGCAAGGAGUUUGAGCCAAAAGCCAAGACGGCACUGCCAGGCACGGCCGACCUCUGUUUCUUGGUGGAGGAUGGCACCAAUCUUGAGGAACUGAUCAAGGGCUUCCAAGGGGACGGAGUUCAGGUUCUUGAGGGAGAGAAGGUGGUUGCGAGAACGGGAGCACAGGGUCCCAUCCAGAGCGUUUACGUGAGAGAUCCCGACGGAAACUUGAUUGAGCUUUCUCACUACAAAUCAUAA
Molecule: messenger RNA, 618 nt
Organism: Colletotrichum lupini
Lineage: Eukaryota; Fungi; Ascomycota; Sordariomycetes; Glomerellales; Glomerellaceae
Product: biphenyl-2,3-diol 1,2-dioxygenase
Exons: 3
Coding region: 1-618 (205 amino acids)
Source: RefSeq, a predicted model, not a curated record